Lates calcarifer (barramundi perch) is the source of this 2561-nucleotide messenger RNA. RefSeq names its product gap junction alpha-3 protein. The transcript has 2 exons. The record is from RefSeq and is a predicted model, not a curated record. The coding region runs from base 562 to 1647 and encodes 361 amino acids. Gene Ontology annotation, cellular component: connexin complex. Lineage: Eukaryota; Metazoa; Chordata; Actinopteri; Centropomidae. Gene Ontology annotation, biological process: cell communication.
CUUUGUUAAAGUUACAACCCCGUCUGCAGUUGUUAAAAGGCUAGAUAGAUUUAUCAGUGCUGGCUCCCUAAACAUCAAUUCACCUGCCACAUUUCAGCAGUUAUCAGAAUUCAUUCUCCCUCACAGUAGCAUACCCUGAAUGUACUGUCCUGCUACUGUACAGUACAGUACAUCCAUCAGAAGCAGAAUAUAUUUAUAACAUAGAGUGUUACAGGAACUGACAGCACCAACAUUACUCAACUGUUUCUAAUUCACACUUCUCACCACAUCUGCCUGGUGUUUGAUUUCAUUUUGUGUGGAUCGUGUUACCAUGGCUCGGGUCAUGAAGGUCGGGAGCCGCAGAAUCAUGACUGGAACCUACCUCUCCCACCCCUGUCCACACUUGCCAAAUAUAUACCCUCCUAAAGUAAAUAUAAUCCUGUCUGCUUCCACGUGGAAAAUGCCACUACCUGCUCAGCAGCAGAGUCCCUCAGUUGUACAUUUGGUUAGUAGCUUGACUCCCUUGAGACUCAUUUGGUCGGAGCUCUGCUGAACUUGUCCCAGGUCUGAACUCACACAGCCAUGGGGGACUGGAACCUGCUGGGAAAGCUCUUAGAAAAGGCCCAGGAGCACUCUACCGUGGUGGGGAAGGUGUGGCUCACUGUCCUGUUCAUCUUCCGCAUCCUGAUCCUGAGUGCUGCGACAGAGAAGGUGUGGGGCGAUGAGCAGUCGGGCUUCACCUGCGACACCAAGCAGCCCGGUUGCGAGAACGUGUGCUACGACAUCACUUUCCCCAUCUCCCACGUCCGUUUUUGGGUGCUGCAGAUCAUCUUCGUGUCCACACCCACGCUGAUCUACCUGGGGCACAUCGUCCAUCUGGUGCGGAUGGAAGAAAAGCAGAAAGAGAAGGAGAAAGAGACGGAGCAUGCACAUCAUUCAGACAAGCAGGCCCUCAUUGGGGAUGCAAAGCACAAAAAGGUCCUGUUGAGGGACAAGAAGGGCAGAGUGCGCCUGCAGGGGGAGCUCUUGCGCACAUAUGUCUUUAAUGUGAUCUUUAAAACCCUGUUUGAGGUGGGCUUUAUUGUGGCUCAAUACCUCUUGUACGGCUUUGAGCUGAAGCCCAUGUACACAUGUGACAGGCCGCCGUGCCCCAAUGUGGUAAACUGCUACAUAUCCCGUCCCACAGAGAAAACUAUCUUCAUUGUCUUUAUGCUGGGGGUGGCCAGCGUGUCUCUGUUUCUCAACCUAAUAGAGAUCUACCAUCUGGGCUUCACCAAGUGCCGCCAGGGCAUCACCUUCAGGAGAGGUGACCAGUCCCCUGAGACUCUCUCCAAGGAGCCCAGCGACGUUGCCGUGCCCUUUGUGCCAAGUUAUGACGACUACUUCCACAGGCAAGUCCAGCCUGCCUUCCCUCCCGUACCCAGCUACAACCUCUCCCCUCUGUCUGAGGGCACAGACUCGUCCUUCCACCCCUACCACAGCAAGGCUGCUUACAAACAGAAUAAGGACAACUUGGCGGUGGAGAGGAGCAGCAGCAAGCCAGAGGAAUGUGACCUGAAAGGAAAGAAGGGAGCAGGAUCAGCCCCUGGGUCACCUACGCAGGCCAGGCCCGGCCGCAGUGCCAAACACAGCAACAACAAGACUAGAAUAGACGAUCUGAAGAUAUGAGGAGGUUUAUGUUUCUCUGAGGGGUCUUAAAUUGCUGUGAGAGGCUCAUAUGUUAUUUGGACGCAUUCAUACUUGUUGAACUGACUCCCACUCCUUAAGAUGGCACAGGUUUGACUCAUUCCAACUUUGAGGGGGGGUGACAUUUAUAGGGCACAUGAAGAAGCUACAGUUGUACUGCGACGAGUGAAGACUGUGGCUCAGCAAAAACAUUUCUAAUGAACAUAGACCUAACCUUUACUGGGUAUUUUUUUCUUUUGAUUGAAUUUCACUUUUGAUUGUAGCAUAAAUGGUUUAGGGUAUAGCAUUUGUGGCAACACCAUAUUUUCAGCUGAUAUGUAUUAAAUGUACAGGUGUUUUGUGAAAUGAAUUGAUUGUGUAUGGUAUGCAUCUUUCCACUAGUCACUGUUAUCACUGCGAAUCAACAAAAAAUACAAUCUGCUCAGGUUUUACAUUGAGCUUUUUUUGUGAUGAAUGUGAAUGAACCCUUCCCAAACUUUGGGAACAGAAUCCAGGGCAGAAACUUGUUUGGCACUGACCUGACCUCAUUUACCGAAAUCAGAUAGGGCGAAUAGUUAAAUAUAACUUCCUUUAACUGUUUUGAGGUUGCCAUCUAGCAUAGUUCACUUGCAUAGACUUGAAGUGAAAAGUUGCGCAAUACCUGACAACACAUUGGACACUGGAGUCACUGUAACCACUUCCAGGACGCGCCUCAAAAGAAAUUUCACUGGUCUCAGGAGUUCCCACAUUUGUACUGCCUCUUUUUAUUGGGAGAGCUAGCAAGUACAUAAUUAGUAGCACAUUGUUUUGUUUAUACGUGUUUAUAUCUGUGUUUGUGUCGUUACUUUUCUGUAAAGCACUUGGUGACAAGCAUAUUUGUAAAACGUCUUGAAAUAAACCUGUCUUAAAUUUGCAAA